Messenger RNA from Oryctolagus cuniculus (rabbit), 1644 nucleotides. It is a transcript of the gene MZT2B, whose product is annotated as mitotic spindle organizing protein 2B. NCBI's taxonomy places the organism in Eukaryota, Metazoa, Chordata, Mammalia, Lagomorpha, Leporidae. The record is from RefSeq and is a predicted model, not a curated record. Gene Ontology annotation, cellular component: centrosome; spindle.
CAGUGCCGCCAUCCGCGCCCCCUAGUCGUCAACGCGCAUUUUAUCCGCGGCAAAAAGUGCGCAUGAGCGGAAGCAGAAACCGUUAACUCGAUCGAUCCCGGCGUGCUCGACCCCCGGCGCGGAACAGACAAAUGGCGUCUGCAGCUGCGGCGCCGGCGGGCGCGGGUCCCGGCUCUGGGGCGUGCACCGGGCUGGAGGCGGCGACCCUGCAGAAGCUCGCGCUGCGGCGGAAGAAGGUGCUGAGCGCCGAGGAGAUGGAGCUGUACGAGCUGGCGCAAGCGGCCGGCGCCGCCAUCGAUCCCGACGUGUUCAAGAUCCUGGUAGACCUGCUGAACCUGAACGUGGCCCCGCUCGCCGUCUUCCAGAUGCUGAAGUCCAUGUGUGCCGGGCAGAGGCUGGCGAGCGAGCCCCCGGACCCCGCGGCCCUGUCUCUGCCCGCAUCAGGCGUUCCCGAAACCCGAGAGGCCUCCUUCCCCUCUGCCAGGAACAGUAGCCCCCCGGCAAGGCCCUCCUUUUCCUCGGCCCCGCGGCCUGCGGCCUCUCCGGCUCUGCUCCUCGGCCCAGCUGCCACGCCCUCGCCUCUCUCUCCGGGGCCCCCUGCUCCCCUCCGGUUCUCUUGCUGCCUGUUCUCUCCUUUCGCAGGGAGAAACAAACUGGCGGAACGCAGCGGCCGAGAGGGGUCCAGCCAGAGGCUGCCCCGCCAGCCCAGUGCCACCAGGCUGCCCAAGGGGGCCGGGACCGGAAAGAGCCCCACUCGGAGCAGCUCCUAGGACAGGAGCAGGGGUCGUCACGCCAGCCUGUGUGGCUCCACCACCCUCCCAGCUGAGGUUAAGUGCUGUUUUCCUUGGGUUAAAAAUAGCUCAGAAGUGUGCUAUCAGGGGUUUGAAUCUUAGAGUGAGUUCUGUGUGCUGGUCCUAGUUAAGCUACAGCUAAACUCACGGAGUGACUUGGACCACUGACUUCACACCUCUUGGGCCUAAGAGAAAAAUGCAUGUACUGCCAGGCCUUCCUUUAAAAAGAAAAAAGUCUUAUUUAUUUACCUGAAAGGCAGAGGGAGAGAUGGAUCUUCAGUCCCCUGGUUCACUCCCCAGAUGCCUGCAACAGCUGGGUCUGGGCCAGGCUGCAGCCGGGAACUCCAGUCCAGGUCUCCCACAUGGGUGGCAGGAGCCCAAGGACUUGGGCCAUCCCCUGCUGCCUUCUCAGACACAUGAGCAGGGAGCUGAAUGGGAGGUGGAGCAGCGGGGGCUUGAACCGGCACUCGUAUGGGAUGCCAGUGUUGCAGGCGGCAGCUUAACCCACUGUACAACACCCACCUGAGUCCCCGUUUUUCUCCAUUUGCUUCUACUCAUUAGGUAACCCCGCACUGCCACAGGCUAGGCUCUGUUCUGUCUCAUCUCCAACUCUGUCCCAGGAAGCACCCUCUGAGGUGGAGGCUGUCACCACCCACAUGUGAAAGCAUGAGCUGAAGGCUGGGUGCUGAACCUGAGACACCCCUCCCACCCCCAUACAGGUUUCCUCUGCUGUAACACCUGUCACCCCCACAGAUAUCCAAGGCCGUCCUCACCUCUGGGGCCUGGGGCAGGGGAACUGAGCAAAUCUGUUGAUGCUCAUGCUGCGUGCUGGGUAAUAAACUGUCCAAGAAGU